UUGUGUUUUUGUGAGUUGCUGUCGUAUGAUUGAUAUUCUGGGGCUAUGGGCCUUCAUGACGUUCUCAUUACUGUUGUUAUUAAUGUUUGCUCUGAAGAGUGCAGAAAUGCCGAUAUGCCAGCAUUAAGCCUUGUCCGUCUUUAAUGAAAGGGAUAGAUCAGCAUUUAGGGAGCAUGGACAUUUUGCUGCUGUCUUCGUUUUCAAUGGUUUAUUACAUGAGCUAACCUUGUACUGUAUGCAUGAACACAAGGCUCUGCCUGACACUGUUGUGGCAGUUCAUACGGUUAUAGAGACAUCAGUGGAUUAAAAACGCUCUGUGAUCAUUCUGAUGGUAGUGGUUUUGUCACCUGUGCUUGCUCUUUGUAGGAAUGGAGUUGAAAGUGAGGAUACUGUUAUCUUUAAAAUACAAAUGUUUGACAUUUAUGUGUUUGCAAAGUAGUACUCGGAAAUUAUGAACAGGGGCUCAUUUGUGGGACUGUGUUCCCGGUGCAGUGGUGCAGCUGUGCUUCAGUGGUUUCCCUACAGUGUCCACAAGGUGCAGCACCUUGAUGUGCAGCAUAAAGAAGAUUGAGUCCAGUGGCUAACUCCAUCUAAAUCUCUCUCUGGUAAAAAUGCAUUUCUGGCCUGUUCCCAUUCCAGUCCUAAGACCAGUAUUUUGCAUCUCAUUGAUUUAUCCUCCCCUGCUCCCUCUCUCAGCUCCUGCUUAAACUCUCUCCAAUAAGAUGUGCACACUCACCAGUUAUGAACUCUACCUCUAUUAGUAUUUUUUACUGCCUCACACUCACCAGUUAUAAACUCUACCUCUAUUUGUAUUUUUUACUGCCUCACACUCACCAGUUAUGAACUCUACCUCUAUUAGUAUUUUUUACUGCCUCACACUCAUCAGUUAUGAACUCUACCUCUAUUAGUAUUUUUUACUGCCUCACACUCACCAGUUAUGAACUCUACCUCUAUUCGUAUUUUUUACUGCCUCACACUCAUGCACACCACAACUGAUAUUAUGAAAGCAUUGGUGGAUUGUUAAUGAAUGUUGCUAAAACUUUACAGAGACUUUGUUUUGGGAUAGGAAAAAAUAAUUAGGGCACUAUGUCUACCUCCACUAUUCCUAUUGUUUAAAGUCCCUUAAUAAACUCAAUUGAAAUAUCAGUUUGUUGAAUUAGAACCACAAUGUGAGGUUUCUUUUUGAAUCCAGUGUUAUGUUGGCUGUGUGAAUGGGGAGAUAGACACAGGCAGCGCCACACUGGGCAGGGCAGACUCCUUCACUCUAUGUGCUGCUGGUCAUAUUCCAGCCAUCAGUGGAUGUGGAUCAAUGCCUGGUUUACAGCUUUACAUCAUCCUUGAAAUGCCUGGGAAAACAAGGAAACGCUCAGACCGUCAAUUGGAAACUAUUAGUAAAAAAACAACACAUAAUCUCUCCGGUCUCGCUGCCCUACUCCCCUCUCUCAUCUUCCUCACUCGCUCCAACUGGAGAAUGCACUAGAGGGAUAAUUCCUUUCUUGAUGGACCUGUAGGACAGACUUACCCAAAAAGGGAGACACAGGGGGUUCAGCCCUUAACUGGUGCAGAGUGUGUACUAAGGAAGAUACUUCACAGAGGAUGGAGAUAUUUGGGAGAUGAGGAAUCAAGUGGUAUAUGUUUGUUUUCAACUCAAUACCAUGCACUGGACUUGGAUUUAGAGGGACUUUUUGAAGACAAGAAGAUAUUAUCAUCAAACUCACCUUUUUGCUUUUGCUGGAUAUCAAGGGGUUAAAUGAAGGGCACCUGGAACAGAGUGACUAUUAAUGGAUCUCUACCUUCACUGGAUCUUUACCGUCUUCAUCACGAGGAGCAUCGUCACCUGAGAGUUCACUUCCUUUAACACUGUGUGUGGGUGGGAAAAUGGGGGGAGUAAAGUGUGACCAAUAGAUUUCAGGGUUCGCAGCUAUUUUUCAGACAUCUUGUUCAAUUGUUUGUUUUGAUGUUUUCUUAGACACACACAUCCAGCAGCAAACAUUUGUUAAGUUGUGGAAAACGCAUCCAAUAUGUUCAGAGCUGGCCAAUAGUAAGCUGAUAAAGGUUCUUAUUCAAACAAGUCAGCCAUGGUGCUGGAAGGCAUGGAACUGAUUGCGAUUACUGUAGUCAUUGGCCUGUUUUUUGUAGUGUUCAAGCAGUUUGGUGUCUGGGAGCCCUUGACAUUAGAUGAGAGUAGCGACUGUGAAUUGGAGCUUUCUACUGUUCGUCACCAGCCUGAAGGCUUGGAACAGCUCCAGGUCCAGACCCAGUUCACCAAGAAGGAGUUGCAGUCACUCUACAGAGGCUUUAAAAACGAGUGUCCCAGCGGGCUGGUGGAUGAGGAGACUUUCAAGAACAUCUACUCACAGUUCUUCCCCCAGGGAGAUGCCACCACAUAUGCACAUUUCCUGUUCAACGCAUUUGACAUGGACAGAAAUGGCUCUAUCCGUUUCGAGGACUUUGUGAUUGGACUAUCUGUACUGCUCAGAGGUUCAGAAACAGAGAAACUCCGGUGGGCCUUCAAUCUGUAUGAUAUCAACAAGGAUGGCUACAUCACCAAGGAGGAGAUGUUGGCCAUAAUGACGUCCAUCUAUGACAUGAUGGGCAGGUAUACCUCUCCCAGUGUACGAGAUGUUGAUCCAUCUGAGCAUGUGGACAAGUUCUUUCAGAAAAUGGAUCGGAACAGAGACGGGGUGGUGACCAUUGAUGAGUUCAUAGAGACUUGUCAGAAGGAUGAAAAUAUCAUGGCCUCCAUGCAGCUCUUUGAGAACGUCAUCUAGGUCUAGGAACGGACGGAGAACAUGGAUAGAAGUAUAAGUCCUGAUGACCUUUUAUUGCUUCCGAUACCAGACCCUACAAGCCCCUCUACACUUUAACCCCUCACCGUUUGAUAAUAGAAAAAUAUUCACACACAUCGAGAUGAGGACAGUAAACAUUUGGCAGGGGGCAUAGGGAAAGGACCUUUUAAACCUUUGAUUCCACUAUCUACUGUAUAUGGGAAAAUAAUCCCUUCAAAGGUUCUAUUGACAGUAGAGGUCGACCGAUUAUGAUUUUUCAACGCCGAUACCAAUGCCGAUUAUUGGAGGACCAAAAAAGCCGAUACCGAUUAAUCUGACGAUUUUUGAAAACUUAUUUGUAAUAAUGAC
Molecule: messenger RNA, 3137 nt
Organism: Oncorhynchus mykiss (rainbow trout)
Lineage: Eukaryota; Metazoa; Chordata; Actinopteri; Salmoniformes; Salmonidae
Source: RefSeq, a predicted model, not a curated record